GGCGGGCUCCUUUGCUUUCUCUCCCUCCUCUCUCCCCAACGGCCACUGCGGAGAUGAGAGAAGAGUGAAGAGGCAUGGAUAUAACAUGAGUUCCCUAACAUGUUCAGAAAGGAUAUGAAUUUUGCAAAAGCUUAUUCCUUGGUGAACUAGAUAAAAGAUGGAUGAGUCAGCCUUACUGGAUUUGUUGGAGUGUCCUGUCUGCUUAGAACGCCUUGAUGCUUCUGCAAAAGUAUUGCCUUGUCAACAUACAUUUUGUAAGCGGUGUCUGUUGGGCAUUGUGAGCUCCAGAAAUGAGCUUCGAUGUCCAGAAUGCAGGACGUUAGUAGACUGCAGUGUUGAUGAACUUCCCAGUAAUAUUUUGCUGGUUCGACUACUGGAUGGCAUCAAGCAGAGGCCCCGGAAACCUGGUGGUGUGGUGAGUUGCACAAAUUCAUUAAGGGUCCAGACUAGCACUGUUGCUAACUGCAUUCCAAAAGACCUGCAGAGUUCUCAGAGUAACCAGCAGCAGAGAGUACAAGCACGGAGUCCUCCUGUUAGGGGUGUACCUCAGUUACCUUGUGCCAAAGCAUUAUAUAACUAUGAGGGGAAAGAGCCUGGAGAUCUUAAAUUCAGCAAAGGAGACAUUAUCAUAUUACGUCGGCAAGUUGAUGAAAAUUGGUAUCAUGGAGAAGUUAAUGGUGUCCAUGGAUUUUUCCCGACCAAUUUUGUCCAGAUUAUUAAACCUUUACCUCAACCUCCACCUCAGUGCAAAGCACUUUAUGACUUUGAAGUUAAAGACAAGGAAGCAGACAAGGAUUGUUUACCCUUCUCAAAGGAUGACAUUCUGACUGUGAUUCGCCGAGUAGAUGAAAACUGGGCUGAAGGAAUGUUGGCUGACAAAAUAGGAAUAUUUCCUAUUUCAUAUGUUGAGUUUAACACAACAGCAAAGCAACUGAUAGAACUGGACAAGCCCUCAGGUUCAGCAGGAGACUCUGGGGAAGGCACAUCUGGUGCAUCCCACACCAAUCCAGUUCAAAAGCACACGGAUACCAAGAAGAACACCAAAAAACGCCACUCCUUUACCUCUCUUACCAUGUCCAACAAGGCUUCACAGGCUUCUCAGAAUCGUCAUUCAAUGGAAAUCAGUCCUCCUGUCCUCAUCAGCUCUAGCAACCCUACUGCUGCAGCCCGCAUCAGUGAACUUACAGGCCUUUCCUGCAGUGCACCUUCUCAGGUUCAUAUUAGUACUACGGGGCUAAUUGUGACCCCACCACCCAGUAGCCCAGUGACAACAGGGCCUUCAUUUACCUUUCCACCUGAAGCAACCUACCAAGCUGCUCUUGGUACACUGAAUCCCCCUCUACCACCUCCACCUCUCUUAUCUGCUACAAUAAUUGCUCCAACCUCUGCUGGUCUGCCUUCAGGAGCAGCUCAAAAAUCUGUAGCAGGAUCAACUGAGCAAAUAGCACAUUUGCGCCCACAGACAAGACCAAGUGUGUAUAUCGCUAUUUAUCCAUAUACUCCUAGAAAAGAUGAUGAACUGGAACUGAGGAAAGGAGAGAUGUUCUUGGUGUUUGAACGUUGUCAGGAUGGCUGGUUCAAAGGAACAUCCAUGCAUACAAGCAAAAUUGGUGUGUUCCCUGGCAAUUACGUGGCACCAGUUACAAGGGCAGUGACAAGUGCCUCCCAAGCAAAAGUCCCUGUAUCUACUGCUGGUCAGACAGGGAGGGUGGUGACUAUGGUCAAUACUUCCACUGCUGGAGGAACAUUGCAAAAACUUCAGGGAAAUGGUGUGACAAUGAACGCCAGUGCAGUACCAACAGCUGUGGUCUCUGCUGCACAUAUACAAACCAGUCCACAGACCAAGGUUCUUAUGCACAUGACUGGCCAAAUGACAGUCAACCAGGCUCGCAAUGCAGUUAGAACAGUUGCAAUACACAGCCAAGAAAGACCCACAGCCACCGUGACGCCCAUUCAGGCUCAAAGUUCAGCAUGCCUUAUUCCUGCUGCUGUAAUUAUUCCACACCAUUCUGUUGCCUCCCAACAGCUCCAACCUCAGCUUUCUAAUGCUGCUGCUUACAUCACUGCUGUGAAUAUCAACCGGACAAAUCUCCCAUUAGCUUGUACAACAGCAUCUCCUGGCACUUCUGCAUCUCUGGAUGGAGAUGCAAAUGGGAGAACUGUGACUGUUCACCCUGGAGCUCCAGCUUCCCCAGAGAAUACAUUAGUAGCUGGAGGAAUUACUACUGUCAGUAAAUCAGAUAGAGAUGGCAAGAAAGAAAAAAAGGGUUUGCUAAAGUUACUUUCAGGAGCGUCUACCAAGCGCAAACCUCGAGCAUCACCACCAUCAUCACCAACUCUGGAAGUUGAGCAGGCAGCUGCGGAGCUGGCCCUACAAGGUGCUGUAGGACCAGAAGUUCCAUCGACUUCUAGUCAUGGAAGAGCUGAGUCCUGCUCUGCGGACAAUGAAACAUCUACAUCAAUGCAAGAUGUUACUCAUCGGAAAGCAAGUUCUUUGGAUUCAAGUAUUCCUAUAGCUCCACCUCCACGGCAGCCCUGCUCUUCAUUAGCUCCAAUCCUGAAUGAAUGUAGGCCUGUUGUGUGUGAACGAUAUAGAGUUGUGGUAUCAUAUCCUCCUCAGAGUGAAGCUGAGCUUGAACUUAAAGAAGGAGAUGUUGUUUUUGUACACAAAAAACGUGAAGAUGGUUGGUUCAAAGGCACAUUGCAGCGAAAUGGAAAAACUGGCCUUUUCCCUGGCAGCUUUGUGGAGAGUAUCUGAGAUUUGUUUCAAAUAUUUCAAAUCGCACAGCACUAUAAAAUAGCACAAAUAUUUUACAAGAGAUAGUGCAGCCAUUGAAGACUUUUUAAAUGUCUGUAAUAUAAACAAAUUUAUAUUUAUGUUUUCCAGUAUCCCACAGCACAAUUUUGCCAUAAAAAUAUGAUGAGA
This is a messenger RNA of Lacerta agilis (Sand lizard), 2926 nucleotides long. It is a transcript of the gene SH3RF1, whose product is annotated as SH3 domain containing ring finger 1. Bases 158 to 2758 code for a protein of 866 amino acids. NCBI's taxonomy places the organism in Eukaryota, Metazoa, Chordata, Lepidosauria, Squamata, Lacertidae. The transcript is spliced from 12 exons. The record is from RefSeq and is a predicted model, not a curated record. Gene Ontology annotation, molecular function: protein binding; metal ion binding.